Lotus japonicus is the source of this 3287-nucleotide messenger RNA. RefSeq names its product serine/threonine-protein kinase EDR1-like. The record is from RefSeq and is a predicted model, not a curated record. The transcript has 17 exons. Bases 509 to 2953 code for a protein of 814 amino acids. Gene Ontology annotation, biological process: protein phosphorylation. Gene Ontology annotation, molecular function: protein kinase activity; ATP binding. Lineage: Eukaryota; Viridiplantae; Streptophyta; Magnoliopsida; Fabales; Fabaceae.
GAGAGAGGUCCCCAGAUCCGUGUAACCUCUCUCUCGGUCCCCUGCACGUGACUCUCACUCACUCACCACCACCUCCUCAUCUCACAACACACAACAAAACCUCUCUCUCUUUCUCUCUUACACACUCACUCCCACAAACCCAAACAAAGCCCAUCGCUUCUUCCUUCAUAUUUUUCAUCACUUCAAAACCCAACACAACUCGUCAAAAUCAAAAUCAAAUCAUCAUCAUCAUCACGCUCUUUCUUCCUCUCCACUCCUAUAACCGUGUUCGACGGUGAUGCAGAGGGGUUCUUGAGAUUCAAAUGCGGCGGAGUAUUGGAUGAAACACCAUGUUCGCGUUCAAAUGCCAGGAUCUCCUCAAGGCUACGUGGUCUCCAGCUUGAAGAACUUGGAGCAGCUAAAGCAUGUCUUUCAAUGAUUUGUGGUUUUAGAACUACCAUUAGCUUUGAUACGCCUCUUAUGAGUUAAGAAGUGCAGAAAUGGUCUUACAUUCCAAAUUUAUAAGAUCAUGGAGGUGACACGAGUAGAUGCCGGGCCGGUAGCGCAAAGGCCAUCCAAUGUGUCAUGGUGGCCUUCAGAUUUCGUUGAAAAAUUUGGAUCUGUUUCUUUGGACUCUCAAGAUGAGACUUUAAAUAAUAAAGAAUCACCUAGACAUUGUAACCAAGAUUUCAUGACACCUCAGAAGGCAUCACAAAUUCUCUGGCGCACUGGAAUGCUUUCAGAACCAAUACCAAAUGGCUUUUAUUCAGUCGUUCCGGAGAAAAGGCUCAAGAAUUUUCUUGAUAGUAUUCCUACUUUGGACGAGCUUCAUGCUUUGGGUGCAGAGGGUUUUAGGGCUGAUAUCAUUGUUGUGGAUGCAGAGAAAGAUAGAAAGUUAUCCAUGUUGAAGCAAUUAAUUGUGGCAUUGGUUAAGGGAUUGAACUCCAAUCCAGCUGCGGUGAUUAAGAAGAUUGCUGGAUUAGUUUCUGAUUUUUAUAAGCGGCCAAAUGCAGAAAGUCCAGCAAAAGCUGCACUUGAGGAAUGCUCCCACGUGUUUGAGAAUCGUGGUGUCCAGAUGCUUGGGCAAAUAAAACAUGGUUCAUGCCGUCCUCGAGCUAUCUUAUUUAAAGUAUUAGCAGAUACUGUAGGUCUUGAAAGUAAACUUAUGAUGGGUUUUCCAAAUGAUGGGGCUGCUGAAUGUGUAGACUCAUACAAGCAUAUGUCUGUUGUAGUUGUGUUAAAUUCUGUGGAAUUCCUAGUGGAUCUUAUGCGCUUUCCUGGUCAACUAUUACCACAAUCAAUCAAGUCAAUUCUUAUGACACACAUUUCUGCAGCAGGUGAGAGUGAUUCAGCAGAAAAUGAUUCUUGUGAUUCACCAUUAGAACCAAACAGUCCUUUAUAUGGGGUUUCAGAGAGUGCAGAGAAGGAGGAUAACCUCCAAUUCCAUAGAAGAUUUGAAGCAUCUUCAAAUGUUUCAGGAAUUCCCUUGCGAAAUAUGAUGUUACGAUCAAAUUCUACUCUGGACAGGAAAUUGAGUUUCUCUCAUAGUGAACCCAACAUUACAACUGCAUUUGGUCGGCGUAGUCGGAGGAAGGUCAUUGCUGAACAGAGGACUGCUAGUUCAAGUCCAGAACAUCCAUCAUUUCGAGCGCGUGGACGGUCCAUGCUUAGUGGUGACAGGACUGCAUUUAGGGAUUUCGCCGAUGACCAGGCUACUUCAAGAUCCAGCUAUAAGUCAGAUGGUGCAUCCUCAUCAGAAGCUCGUAGAAUACGAAGAAGCAUCACCAUUACACCAGAAAUUGGUGAUGAUAUCGUAAGGGCUGUACGGGCUAUGAAUGAAAAGCUAAAGCAAAAUCGUCUUCUGAGAGAACAAGGGGAUGAUAGUCCAUUGUCCCACUCUCCAAAUGAUAGAACUAGCACUGCAGAUCUUCAGAAAAAUGUGUUAAAUUUUCAUCUUGAUGGUCAUCGUGAAAGAUCCCCCUUAUAUUCGCUUCAUCGUGACAAUGCAACUUCUCAGAAGGCAAUGUCAUUACCCUCUUCACCACAUGAUUAUAGAGGACAAACUUCAGAGAGAAGCGGGCCAUCCGAAUAUGGAAUGAAUGAUGAACUAGAGUCGACUUGGAAUAAAGUCCUUGAAUCACCAAUGUUUAAUAAUAGACCUCUGUUGCCAUAUGAAGAGUGGAAGAUCGACUUCUCAGAAUUGUCUGUUGGAACUCGUAUUGGGAUCGGGUUCUUCGGAGAAGUUUUCCGUGGCACAUGGAAUGGCACAGAUGUAGCCAUCAAGGUUUUCCUGGAGCAAGAUUUAACGGCUGAGAACAUGGAAGAUUUCUGCAAUGAGAUAUCUAUUCUCAGCCGACUCCGACAUCCUAAUGUCAUCUUAUUUCUUGGUGCAUGCACAAAGCCUCCAGGCUUGUCAAUGGUGACUGAAUACAUGGAGAUGGGAUCCUUGUUUUACUUGAUUCAUAUGAGCGGUCAGAAGAAGAAGCUUAGCUGGCGGAAAAGACUAAAGAUGUUACGGGACAUAAGCAGGGGCUUGAUGCACAUACAUCGUAUGAAGAUUAUUCACCGCGACGUGAAAAGUGCCAAUUGCCUUGUGGAUAGGCACUGGACAGUGAAAAUCUGUGAUUUUGGACUUUCCAGAAUUGUAACUGAUUCACCCAUGAGGGAUUCUUCUUCAGCUGGAACCCCAGAAUGGAUGGCUCCUGAACUGAUUCGAAAUGAGCCAUUCACUGAAAAAUGUGAUAUCUUUAGCCUGGGGGUGAUUAUGUGGGAGCUCUGCACCUUGAAAAGGCCAUGGUUAGGCGUGCCUCCGGAGAGGGUGGUUUAUUCCGUUGCUCACGAAGGUUCCAGAUUGGAGAUUCCUGAAGGCCCACUAGGCCGGCUGAUAUCAGAAUGUUGGGCAGAACCGCAUGAGAGGCCAAGUUGUGAGGAGAUCCUCUCUCGCUUGGUGGACAUCGAGUACUCCAUGGACUGAUGCUGCUGCGUUUGCCGUUUCUGAUGCUGCGUUUGCCGUUUCUGAUGCUGUGUUUGCUGUCUAUCUGUUGCUGUAUUUGCCGUUUAUCUUUUGUACAUAGUGAACUUUGGGUAGAGCUAGUACCUUGCGUUAUCGGCUAAUGUUGUAUAACCUGUAUGAAUUUUGGGCCUUUUCUAAAAACAUGUUGAAAUGGGCCUGUGUGCUUUUAUCGUUUUAUUUCUUACACCUUUGGUGCAAACAUUUUUCGUCUGUAUGCCGGGCAAUGAGAGAAAACAAAACUGAUUUCUACCCAGAUAGCACUUCUGUGCAAUGAAAAGAACAAAAUCUAUUUCUA